AUGUAUUCCGCUGCACGCGUGACCAACUACUACUCGAUCCUGGGUAUCUCUCAUAACUCAACUCUAAAGGACAUCAACAGCGCGUACAAGAAGCUCGCACUGAAGCAUCACCCGGACAAGCAAGGCACCGGCAGUGCAGAUGUCUCUAACGACGAGUUCCAGAAGAUCCAAGAAGCCAUCGAAACCCUCCGCGAUCCCAUCCGGAAGCAAGAGCACGACGAUAGCCUUCGUCGAGCUGGAUACUAUUUCCAUUCAACCCCGUUUGCAUCUGACGACGAGUACGAAGACUGGGAAAAAGGAACUUGGAGACCUACGAGCGGGAAGCGCUACUGCGAUCUCACCGAUCCUAUGGAACUGUACAAGUACAAGUACGGCCAUAGUGUUCAUAUGGAUCCAUUCGCUCCUGAGUCUCUGGUAGAGAAAGCUCGCGUGGAGAUUGAGAUAAGAGUAGGUGAACAGUUGAAGAGAGAGGCGGAGGCCGCGGAAGCUGCUGCGGCUGCGGGUGGUAUGAGAAGUGGGAAUGGAGAUGAUGAAGGUGAGGAAGAUGAAGGAGUUGAGGACGACGGUGGCGUUCUAUUUGAGAAACCCCAGCAUUUUCAGGACAUCCUGGAGUAUCUUCGCAAUCAGGAAGCUGCCAGUGUGGAAAAGAGAAAGAUGGCGAUGAAGGCUAAUGUCGAUAAGGAUGAGGAGAGGCUGAGGAACGGGGAGGACGAAGAAGAGUUCGAACAUGAUGAGAAAGAGUUUGCUCGUGGCUACGGCAAUGAAUAUUGCUGGAGAUCCCAAGAGGCUGGGCCCGAUGUUCCCAGAGAGUGGCACGAAAACUUUUACUACAACGAAGAAGAGGCCGCCUACUACGGUGGAGAUGAGGAUGAAGGUGAGGGUGAAGGCGAUGAGGAGGAAGAUGAUGAGGAUGACGAAGAAGAUGACGAAGAAGAAGAUGACAACCGCCGUGGAGAGAACCAGAAUGACGAUUUUGAGGACGAGGACGAAGAUGAUGAGCAGCCCCAAGGCCCAGGAGCAGGAGCACCUACUCAGCACCACGGCAAUUCCUAUGAUGUGGAUCGCUACGACGAUGACGGGUACUAUCACUCCGAUGAGGAGGACGAUUGCUACGACGAUGGCGGCCAUAACAAUGGAGCAGACAUUUAUUUCUUCAAAUUCUCUCACACUGCGAGCGAACAGCCUGCCUCGAGCUGCUCUGACAGCACCGAGUACGUGACCGCCAAAUGUGCUAGAGAAUCGGAUGAUGAAUCUGUCCUGGACGAAGCUGGCGGUGUCUGUGUCACUCAUUAUAUGAGCAACAAGCCCCAGCCAACCGACUCAAGCAUCUUCUCACCCAGUUCUAUAAAUCUUCCUUCCUCCCCCUCUGUCAUGCCCUUACUCACCUCCCCCUCCAUCAAACUCAACGCGACCGCUAACAUCAACAACGGCGACCCGCUCCUCUUCCACUUCUACUCAAAACUCGACGACCCAGGCAACAGCUAUACAAGCCAGGACUUCGUUUUCGAGCUAACUGGCAUGGUCUUCGACAUGUACUGCGGUUGGCUAGAAUGUGUCCGCCUCACGUUCCCGGAGGCGAAGCCGCUCACCAAGGAGCAGCAAGACACAUCGGCUUGCCUCCACCUGGGCGGUUGGGAGAAGAGAUUUGGCCGGGACAAGUGUAAAGGGUGCCAUCUUCGACAGCCGCUUUACAUGCUUAAUUGCCCUGGAUGUGGGAUUGAGAAGUGUGUGGGGUGUAGGUUGACUGCUGCUGCUGCUGUGGGUAAGGGGGUGGGGGAUUUGCUGGAGGGAUGGGAUGUUACUGCGCUGGGCUGGUAG
Aspergillus niger is the source of this 1818-nucleotide messenger RNA. RefSeq lists its product as uncharacterized. The record is from RefSeq and is a predicted model, not a curated record. The coding region runs from base 1 to 1818 and encodes 605 amino acids. The transcript is spliced from 2 exons. Lineage: Eukaryota; Fungi; Ascomycota; Eurotiomycetes; Eurotiales; Aspergillaceae.